AUGGCUGUUGAGUCAAGCAGCAGAUACCCAACCUCGAAAUUGCUUCAAGAAGCCUCUCAGUCGAGGCAAUAUCAUGGCAAUGGACAUACCUGUAUCAAGCUUUGCAGCUUCGUCCAGCAAUGUGCUAAGUCGAGCGACGAGGCAUUGAGGCAAUGGGCCUUCACAGAGACUCUGUCGAAAAAGCUGUUGCACUUCUACCUCGAAUGGUAUGAACAUGACCCUCACCGAGCCCUGCGCCUGGUGCUGGAUCUUCUCGUGGCAUCAUCAGCAUCCAACCCUUGCCCUGAAACAGGAAGGGCUGUGAAAGACCACAUAGUUGAGACCCUCGUCUCAAUCGUUGCCCGGAAGUCUGCGCAGCAGUUGACCAAAUCGGGAUUACAGUGUCUUGACCACUUCCUAUCAAAGCGAGUGGUGAAGCUUACAGACCUUGCCGUCAAGUACGAGCAGGUUGAUUCGUCAGUGGUGGCAACAGAGCCAGCUGGCUUCACUCUUGAGGUCUGGCGAGAGUGGCUUCAGGACGCCUUGACCCGCAAUCCAGAGAUUUUAGAAGACAUCAAGAAUCACGUGCUUGCCCAAAUGUUCAAAACAGAACGGGAUGCAUCUCUUAGAUUGCUCGAGAUAUUCAACAAGAGGCAGCCGCUCGGCCUCGUCGAUCGUGACCUGACCGAUCAAGGGCUCCUUCUCCAGUUGGCCGCUCUCGAGAUUGGGAAGAAGCAUGGCAUGGUUGAGGAACCAAGUAACGGCGAUGACGUUUCACAACCGACGACGAAGAAAGUUGUUCUCCAGGGAGCCUUGUUGGACGGAAUGCUUGCACACCCGUCUGUGUCUGUUCGAUCUAGCGCCUUCUCACUGCUCGUAUCAUCUCAAGCGACGACAAAGCCGUUCUCUGAGGUUGCUUUUGGGCUCUUGAAGAAACAUCUUGGAGCUUUCCACGCAGAUUAUGACGCCAAGGUCCGUAACGAAGUGCUUGGCCAUACCAAGAACCUCAUCAAGAGGGCCAAAAACAUUAUCACCGUUGCACAAAGGAGCCUAUCCGCCCAUCAGUCUGUCGACAAUGGGGCCCGGUCUGGUCCCAAGAAGUUCGGCCCCGAGGUUACCCUCAAGGACGCUUCCGAGGCGGAAGAGGUACUUGACCGUCACGACGCCUUCUUAAAGUGGUACAUGAGUUUUCUAAAAAACGAAUUGUUACCUACCACCUCAUACCAGAGGCACAUUACCGCUAUCAGAGCAGCACUCCUGCUCCUGAGAGUAGGGAAACAUGCGGGAGAUACUGAUGAGAGCGCCGAUGGGGACAUUGCGCAACUAAUAUCGUCCGACUUCACUUGGAUUCGCCUUCUUCUUGACCUUCUGCUUGACCCAUUCGACGAUGUCAGGGACGGUGCGGCUACCCUUUUGAGCUUGCUUUCCCCGAACACAGAGGAAUCGAACUCUGCCGGCUCGGAAACGCUGCUUGGGGUUCUUAGAAAAUUCUGCGUACGAGCCGGGAAACUAGCUGAUAGGACGGGACGAGCGGAUCACGGUGAUGGAGCCGCUCGCUCACAGGGUCUUUUAUGCACUUGGCUGAGCAAACCAGACUUACAGAUUGCCCUCCUUUCAGAAAUUCUGGAGCGGGUCGAAACUAAAAUAUCCAAGGCUGGGGACGACUUGGGCCACGCGGCCAUCGAAAGCCCGGUACAUGCGGACUUUGCAGCAAUCAGUUAUGUUUGGCAGGUCCUCGCGAAAGGAACAUAUCAGGACAACCAGCUCGAGCUCAUCCAUCACCAACAGCGUCGCAUCUUUUUUUCCGCGCAGCACAUAUGGCUUAUCGUCAAGCAUGUUCUCUGCGAUGACUCUCCAGAGGGCCAUUUACCAGAGGAACUGGAGGAUAUUGAAGGAUUAGACACCAAGGACCUACUCAGCUAUAGCUUCCGAGCGAUUCACGAGUCUAGCAACCUCUUGCGCCUCUUGGUGGGAACGCUCAGGCUUAAAAACGUCCCUGGGAUUCCGUAUCCCCCGCUCGACGUGUUUAGAGAGACGGGUUACUUGACCUUCGAGCAACUCUCGAGCUUGCGUCACCGCGGCGCUUUCUCAACAGUGUCUUACACUUUCACAACAAGCUGUCAACUCACCCAACGUCUAAAAGACGUGUAUUCGGAAAUUGACGAGACAGAGGACUUGCUUCGCGAGUGGUACCAGGGAGCGAUCAGUUGUAUCAUGACACAAGCAUCGACAACCCGUCGGUCGGCUGGAAUCCCGUCCCUCAUCGCAGCGGUUCUGACGGCAAACGCGACAUCGCCAUCCUUUGCCGAAGUCUACGGAACUCUUGAAGAGAUUGGUAAAAAGGCUGUUUCGAUGGCCGAAACAGAUGGGUCCAACCUGCCCCAAGUCCAUGCCCUCAACUCCCUACGAGACAUGUUCAGAAGCUCGCUCCUGAGCAAAAAAGCUGAGGGCUACUUAGCUAGAACACUUCACCUUGCAGCAACCAGCUUGAAAUCCGAAGUCUGGGCAAUUCGAAAUUGUGGUCUGCUUCUUUUGAGAAGCCUCAUCGACUGCCUGCUUGGCACUGGCGAAAGCAAAGCCUCCAUCGAAUCCGGCUGGGAUGGUCGUUCAGUGCGUAUCUCUUACAACAAAUAUCCGACCUUACCAGGCGUCAUCCUCGGCCUAUUACGCUCUGCAGACGAAACACUCGCUCAAGAAUCGCAGCCUGGCGCAGCCGAGGCAGUGUUCCCUGCCCUAGAUAUCAUUCGACGUGCGGGCCCUCCCGAAGAGCACCGUUCAGAACUCCAAAAGCACAUUGAAGGGUAUCUCGAUAGCCGUCUCUGGCAUGUCCGAGAGAUAGCGGCCAGAACACUGUGCUCCUUCUUGUUGCAACAAGAGUGGGCUCAAGAGAUUGGGCGCCUUCUCGAUGAAUCAGGAAGCAGUACCAACCGGAUCCACGGGGUCCUCCUAACCGCGAGGUUUGUAGUCGAGCGCAAAGCCGACUUGGGUGUGGAUCUUAAAUCAGAUUCCGCGUCGGUUGAUGCCCUCUUAGAACAGCUUGUCCAGCGCCAGAAAGCUUUCAGGCGUUGCAAAGAGCUCCAAGCGGCCUACUUGGAGAUCCUAAAUGUUCUCGCAACUUUUGGCCUACACGAACAAGUUGCGAAGGUUGUCCUGCCUCAACUCACCACGACACAAACCGGCCCACCUUCCGCUCUAUUGAAGCUUCAUGCCUCACUGAAAGUCGUCUAUGAUGCAGCAGUAUCUGGUGACGAGGAAGGCCUCCGAGCGUAUUUCUUCAAAAUGCUUAGGAGUGACAUCAACACAGCAAGCAGGAUGCUCGAGACAAUCCCCGAAGCAUGGAAACAGGUAGGUGACUCGACUAUCAGUUCAGGCUUGCGUGAGCUGUAUCUGGAAGCGUGCACCGCCUCCUUAGCGCCAGAAAUUCGAACACAGGCCUUGGCCAACCUCGGCCCCUUGAUGGACGGUAUCCUCAGUCGAGGAAAAGUUUCAGAGCUACCAAGCACGGAACAGCUCGAUGGACUCUGGUUCCAGUUGCAACAGGGAGACAUCAACCCUGCCCUAUCGUGCGCUAUCAUCGAAAUAAGUGGGACAAUCAUGGCAGCGCUGGUGUCUCAGGGCGCGGAGAAGGUUCCGAAUAUGGGGCCACGAUUGGCAAGUUGGGGAGACAUGCUCAGCGAAUGCCUGGAUGUGGACAAUUCCUUCGACACGAGAUAUGCAGCAGCAUCGGCCCUCAAGUCCUUCUUCCGCGGCACCAAGAGCCACGACUGGGCCACCGCGCACCACUUGCCGGUCCUCUCGGCGCUCUACGACAGUCUGAUCGACGACGACGAUGAAGUCCGCGAGGUCGCCGCGCUUGCCGCCUCCAGCGUCAUCGGCACGCCCACCGUGGCCACAGCCGCAGCCGGCCAACUCGUCGGCUGGCUGCGGGCGCAGUUCGGCGACGACGGAUCGAAGGGCUCACAGGAAUUCAGGGCGGGCGUCGUCUGCAGGAUGGUUGGCCAGCAGCAGUCACGGUCGCGCGACCCGAUAGCCCUCCUCCGGCUGGUCCCCGCAGAGGACCAACUACGCAGGGCGCUGGACUUUGACGACUCGCUGUUCGCCGCCGAGGACCAGAACCUCUUCAUCGACGAGGUCAGGGAGACAGCUCGGUGGCGAAGGGCCCUGCCGGUGGACAAGAGCCCGACGCCACGACUUGCCGGCAGCGGUCUUGAUGGUGGUGGUGAUGGCGAUGAUGACUCACCGCUUGGCUGCCUCAAAGCGUGGGCCGCGGCCGGCCUUCGGUGCCUCAUUGGGCUGGCGGGCAAGGAGGACGGCCCGCUUGGGUGGACGUCGGAUCAGCAUGUGUUUGCCGUUUGCGCUCGCAUCUUGAUGUGCGCCGUGGCAGUGGCCGGGACUGGGGAGGGGGACGGGGACUCGGGGCUGGCGGAGCUUCUACGGGAGUUCAGGGAGGUGGGAGCGAAGACGCGGCUUCACGGGUCGCUGUUGGAGAUGGCGGCGUUCGAGGCUGUGGCUUAG
This is a messenger RNA of Chaetomium globosum CBS 148.51, 4494 nucleotides long. RefSeq lists its product as uncharacterized. The record is from RefSeq and is a predicted model, not a curated record. The coding region runs from base 1 to 4494 and encodes 1497 amino acids. Lineage: Eukaryota; Fungi; Ascomycota; Sordariomycetes; Sordariales; Chaetomiaceae. The transcript has 10 exons. Gene Ontology annotation, cellular component: cytosol. Gene Ontology annotation, biological process: tRNA methylation.